Aspergillus terreus NIH2624 is the source of this 558-nucleotide messenger RNA. RefSeq lists its product as uncharacterized. The record is from RefSeq and is a predicted model, not a curated record. The coding region runs from base 1 to 558 and encodes 185 amino acids. NCBI's taxonomy places the organism in Eukaryota, Fungi, Ascomycota, Eurotiomycetes, Eurotiales, Aspergillaceae. The transcript is spliced from 2 exons.
AUGGAACUCCAAAUCAAUCCCAACACACUCCCCAAUAUCAAAGACCAAGUCGUCCUGAUCACCGGCAGCAGCUCCGGCAUCGGCAAAGCAACCGCAACGCUCUGCCUGCAGCACGGCGCCAAAGUAAUCGCCGGAGACCUCCACCCACCCAAGGACUCACCCCCCUCAACCGGAGAGCUCUUCUUCCUCCACACUGACGUAACCGACUGGACCAGUCUCCGCGCCCUCUUCAUCCAAGGCCACGCGCGCUUUGGCCGCAUCGACCACGUCUUCGCAAACGCCGGCAUCGGGCCACGCGGUAACUUCCUCGAAGAAACCUUCGACGAUGACGGUCUCCUGGCGCCGCCGGUGCUAAGCACCAUAGAGAUCAACCUGCUCAGCGUGAUCAGCACGGUGCGACUGGGCGUGUACUAUCUGUCCAAGGAGCAGCCCAGCGCCACAGGGCAGCGGAGCAUCGUGCUCUCGGCGUCGGCGUCGUCGAUGCAGAACUUCGGCGCGGCGGAUUACACCACUGCAAAGCAUGGGGUGCUGGGGUAUCCUGCGCGGGUUGACGGAUGA